Candidozyma pseudohaemuli is the source of this 3255-nucleotide messenger RNA. It is a transcript of the gene ERG3, whose product is annotated as C-5 sterol desaturase. Lineage: Eukaryota; Fungi; Ascomycota; Pichiomycetes; Serinales; Metschnikowiaceae. The coding region runs from base 1 to 3255 and encodes 1084 amino acids. Gene Ontology annotation, molecular function: oxidoreductase activity; iron ion binding. The transcript is spliced from 3 exons. Gene Ontology annotation, biological process: lipid biosynthetic process. The record is from RefSeq and is a predicted model, not a curated record.
AUGGAUCUCGUGUUGGAAAUCGCAGACUCCUUUGUCCUCGAUAAGCUCUACGCCAAGGCCUUGCCCAAGGACGGUGCCGUGGCUCAGUACUUCAAUAGCCAUUUUGGUUCCAAAAACGCAACCACAACACAUGGCAUCCCGGCUCCAGUGACCUACUUGGCCUCCAUGGCGGGUAAGCUCCAGAGAAAAGACGAGGUCUAUGGUCACUUCCCACAGUUCUUCGAUUUUGACGAAUAUACCCACGCGUCGAUGCUUCUGAGAAGCAACUUGGUGCGUGAGUUCUUGUCCAUCUUUGUUAUCACGGCGGUGUUUGGAUGGCUCUUGUACUUUUCCGUGGCGUCGCUUUCGUACUUCUUCGUGUUUGACAAGAAGAUCUUCAACCACCCUCGUUUCUUGAAGAACCAGGUGUCGUUGGAGAUCUACAGAGCCUCCACGGCUAUCCCAGUGAUGGUGCUUCUCACGGUGCCCUUCUUCUUGGCCGAGCUCAACGGCUUCUCGAAGUUGUACUUUUCAGUCAACGAAUCCACAGGCGGCUGGAAGGCCAUUUUCUUGCAGUUCCCCUUUUUCAUUCUUUUCACAGACUGCGGCAUCUACUUCAUCCACAGAUGGCUCCACUGGCCCUCGGUCUACAAGAAGUUGCACAAGCCCCACCACAAGUGGAUCGUGUGCACGCCCUUUGCAUCCCACGCCUUCCACCCUGUUGACGGCUGGUUCCAGUCGUUGCCAUACCACCUCUAUCCAUUGGUGUUCCCCUUGCACAAGGUGUCGUACCUUCUUUUGUUCACGUUUGUGAACUUCUGGACCGUCAUGAUCCACGACGGCCAGUACAUGCUGAACGACCCUGUGGUGAACGGUACCGCCUGCCACACGGUGCACCACUUGUACUUCAACUACAACUACGGUCAGUUCACCACCUUGUGGGACCGUUUGGGCCGCUCGUACAGAAGACCCGAGGACUCGUUGUUCGCCAAGGACACCGACAAGAGCGCCGAGGAGAAGGAGUGGAAGGAGCAGACCAGAAAGAUGGAGGCCAUCAGAGGAGAGCUCGAGGGUAAGGAUGACGACAGGGAAAAGUCUGAAGAGACCGAAAAGUCUGGAAAGUCUGAAAAGACCGAAAAGUCUGGAAAGUCUGAAGAGACCGAAAAGUCUGAGAAGACCGAAAAGUCUGAAGAGACCGAAACGACCAAAAAGACACACCUUCCGUUGAAACUAGAUACUACAUUCGUCUUCCAAAACUUGGGAGGUGAUGGUCGGCGGAUAGCAAGUGAGUUUGGAAGCGAAUUGGAUGGACCCUGGUAUACGUUUCAAGAGGUUUGUUGCAAAAUCCACGACAAUUUUGUAAAAGUCACCGAGCUACACUUUGUGGCAUCCGAAGAGCACCUUGAUGACGUAGGUGGAGUUUUAAAGGAAGCACGACUCGAGAACGGCGUUGCAUCGUUUGGUUCGGGCCCCCAUCCGGAGAAGUUGAAAGCUGUUUUUGAAGUUCGUCAAACUUUCAUCACAUUCGACUGGUGUUCUUAUGAAAUGCCCAUGCCGAUUAUUGGUGGCUGCUUCAUAGCAAUGGGAGACGACAGGGAGAUACUUCUAGGCCCAAAGUUCCCGAUGACUCACCUGGUUUUUGGAGUUGGGUCAGAGUUUACCUCUGAAUCGAAACACAGCAUCCGUAAAGAUGUUUCUGUAACUCUCAAGGCCGACUAUGCAAAGCCCUCUUGGUUCACCCAAAGAGAGUAUCAUCGAAUUGUGACACCCGGAACGGCCAUUCCAGACAUUCUCCUUUUACAGCUUCAGGUCGAUCUGAAUUCUGCCAUGUCCUUCAAUCUCUUGAGAAUACUGAUUGAGCUUCAGGAAUUCACUUGUGUGUGGAGGCAUGGGAAGUUUUACAAGGAAGUGAGGAACAAGACUUUGCUUGAGAAUGAGAUACAUGACUUUCUUCCUGCUUCUGGAACACCAUUCAAGAUUCCAAAGAAAGUGUACGACUGUAAAUUACCCGAGGUGGGUCCCAGUUUCUCAUGCCAAGGGUUCACAAGAAGCUAUGGCUUGAAAACGCACAUCACACUCUGCAGCAAAAGCCACCCCGAAACCGCUUUGGAGUCGUUUUUCGAGUUGAAUAUGGCGGAGGUGAAGGCUGAGCGUAUCAAGCAAAGCGAUGCUACCAACGACGAAAGGUAUCUUGGGCGAAGGGCCGAUGUUCCAGAGCGCUACCUCAUGAGAAGCUUUGAGCUUAAUGCCGAGAUGAAAGGCAUUUUGGAGACAUAUCGCAAAUGUUUCAGCAAGCCAGAACUCUCUGGAUAUCUGCUUCGAUUAUGGCAAUGUGGUACUCGGGCGGUAUUGUACUUGGGUAUGGAAGCCUCGGCAGGUUGGAAGCCAAGAGAGAAGAUUGAACGCAACGAUUGCUUUGAGGCAAAGCCAGAUAGAAAAGGGACCCACCUUGCCGUAAAAAUAAUAGACCGGCCCAUCCACGGCGGCGAAAGCUCAACUACUAAAAAACCCUAUCUUGCAGUGUGUAUGAUGCACGGCAAACAGGUUGCUGGAAACCUCUCGAAUAUCGAUUUUGGAAGAUUCCAAAGAGCAUCUUGCGUUUCUUUCUACUCCAUAGGAGAUGAGCAAUUCCCACUAGCAGUUUAUCUUGGCCGGCCUGCUGGUGGUCACUUUGAAAGGCAGUGUAGGUGGAACGAUACAUUUCUUGCGACCCCAGGAACGAAACUAUGUGAUGUGUUUGAUAUCAAGUUUGUGCUUCCGAUAAGCUUCGAGGAGGCCCAAAGAAAUGGCUUGAAGCGAGAAAUCUUGUUUCAUCUACAGCGGAUCGAAAUUCGUUAUAUCAACCGUGAAUGCCACAGUGGUUGUAAUCACAAAAGAGAGACACUUUUGCUCAGUAAGGAUCUCAGAUACCAGAGAGGUUGUGGUUUUCUGUGGAGAUCAUUCCAAGAUGAAGUUCCCGGCAGUCCUCAUGCUCGUGCCAUUUCCAUCCCUGCUCAUGUCUUCGAUAUCAGCAUUCCAAGGGACGUGAACCUGUUUCUGAUGGAAAUGUCUUACUCCCGCAGCACCAAGUUGAAAGGAACAUUGUUCUUUUCUUUGUUGGGACGCAACUACGAAUUCACCUGGUCCUCGAUACUACUAGUUACCGAGCCGGAUGACACAAUCAUUCACGACAGAGACGAGAAGAACAAAUGGCAAAAGCCACGGAAGCAGCAGCAGCAGCAGCAGCAGCAGCAGCAGCAGCAGCAGCAGCAGCAGCAGCGUCAGAGGGCAGGCUGA